AGCUGUGAAUUUUUCGAACCUAGUCGAACCUAUACUCGGGCUAACCAAGGCGAGUACCCUUAUAAAUUAUUCCAUUUAAUUUAUUAACCGCAGCAGGCCACUGAAAAUCGAAUUACUAGACAGGCUGUUACCUCGUUUGGGAAACUUCACACCGCAUCUGACAGGAGACAGGGAAGAUGCUGCAACUAACGUCCUUUGGGCAAACCCAGUCCUUGCGGCAGACUCCCAUUGGUCCAGAGGCACAUCCUCACAGUCGGUAGCCGUUAUCCUGCCACUGUAAUCCUCCAGGACGAGAAGGAGUAGGGGGAAAUGUACAUACUACUCCGAGUACGCUUUCUUCUGACGUUACUUCAGUUUGGCGCUCGCUUUGCUGGCGAUUAUACGCGUUGAUCUCUGUUUCUAUUACAUAAAAUCGGAGAUGCAUCUGAGAUAAGUUGGAGAUUCGUUGGAUUUUUUGUGUUUUGUGUGUGUAGUGACAUAACUGUUUCGAGUUACCAUGGAAGGUGUUUUGAGGAUCUUGGUACUCGCUGUUUUUUUGGUUGUCUUCGUCGAGAGCAGGAAUAAAUCGCCUUUGCUUGACGACGACCAUGCUAUCUCCAGGAAUAAGGCAGCAGAAUGUGUUUUUGGAAAACAAAUUAGGGAGCUGGGCUCACAGUGGAUACCGGAUUUGGGCGUCCCUAUUGGUGUACUUUAUUGUAUGAAAUGCGAAUGUCUCCCGAUCCAGAAGAAAAGGAGGAUCGUCGCGAAGGUACAGUGUCGGAAUAUUAAGAGCGAAUGUCCAGAACCGUCUUGUGAUGAGCCGGUGUUGCUGCCAGGAAGAUGUUGCAAAAGUUGUCCAGGAGAUGAUCACA
This is a messenger RNA of Leptinotarsa decemlineata (Colorado potato beetle), 851 nucleotides long. RefSeq names its product chordin short gastrulation (gene sog). Gene Ontology annotation, biological process: negative regulation of BMP signaling pathway; dorsal/ventral pattern formation; multicellular organism development. Lineage: Eukaryota; Metazoa; Arthropoda; Insecta; Coleoptera; Chrysomelidae. Gene Ontology annotation, molecular function: BMP binding. The record is from RefSeq and is a predicted model, not a curated record.